AAUAUCAGCUGCGGGGCUGCGAGCGUCAUUCGUGUGCAUCGCAGCUUGGUGUGCAUGUGCGCCGUCGCGUCAUGUGGCCCUCGGAACUGGACAGCGACUCGCGCUGAGCCGUCCCGUCGAGCGUCCCAGUGUGUGUACGCGACCAGCGACUGCCCAUAAAGGUUCGGACGACUGGCUCCGUAGCCCAGGGGGGGGCUAGGCCUAGGCGUCAAACAUGGCGGACCUCGAAGCCGUGCUGGCCGAUGUCAGCUAUCUCAUGGCCAUGGAGAAAAGCAAGUCCACGCCGGCCGCCCGCGCGAGCAAGAAAAUUGUGCUUCCGGAUCCGAGUGUGCGGAGUGUUAUGCACAAGCACCUCGAGAAAAUGGGUGAAGUGGCGUUUGACAAGAUAUUCAACCAGAAAAUAGGCUACUUGUUAUUUAAGGACUUCUGUGACAACGUUUCUGACGAGCAGGUUCCUCAGCUAAGUUUUUACGAAGAGAUCAAACGCUAUGAGAAGCUAGAGACGGCCGAAGAGAGGCGGACGGCAGCACGAGAGAUCUAUGACAAUUACAUUAUGAAAGAACUUCUCUCACACACUCAUAAUUAUUCUCUCGAGUCUGUAGGCCAUGUUCAAAAGUACCUCAUGAGGAACGAAGUUCCCGUUAAUUUAUUUCAGCCUUACAUCGAGGAAAUUUUCAGCCUAUUAAGGGACGAUAUUUUUAGGAAGUUUAUUGAAAGUGAAAAGUACACAAGGUUUUGCCAGUGGAAAAAUCUCGAGCUUAAUAUUCAGCUGACGAUGAAUGACUUCAGCGUUCACCGGAUAAUUGGACGUGGUGGAUUUGGGGAAGUGUAUGGCUGCCGUAAAGCAGAUACAGGAAAAAUGUAUGCGAUGAAGUGUUUAGACAAGAAGCGAAUCAAAAUGAAAGUCGGUGAAACCCUAGCAUUGAACGAGAGGAUCAUGCUUUCUUUAGUCAGCACAGGGGAGGACUGUCCUUUUAUCGUGUGCAUGACAUACGCAUUCCAAACGCCCGACAAGCUGUGUUUUAUACUGGAUCUUAUGAAUGGGGGGGACCUGCACUACCACCUAUCUCAACACGGGGUGUUCACGGAGCAGGAGAUGCGGUUUUACGCAGCUGAGGUGAUUCUCGGCCUAGAGCACAUGCACCGGAGAUACGUCGUCUACCGGGACCUCAAGCCUGCCAACAUUCUUCUCGACGAACACGGGCACGUACGGAUAUCAGACCUCGGUUUGGCGUGCGAUUUUUCUAAAAAGAAGCCCCAUGCUAGCGUGGGCACCCAUGGCUACAUGGCACCUGAAGUACUCUCCAAAGGCACAGCCUACGAUUCCAGUGCCGACUGGUUCUCGCUAGGCUGCAUGCUUUACAAGCUGCUCAAAGGGCACAGUCCAUUUCGGCAACACAAAACGAAAGACAAGCACGAGAUUGACCGGAUGACCUUGACCAUGAAUGUGGAGCUCCCCGAAAGCUUUUCAAGUGACUUGAAACUGCUUCUCGAGGGACUGCUACAACGGGACGUGGACAAGCGACUCGGUUGCAAGGGUCAGGGGGCUGAAGAGGUGAAGAGCCACAGCUUCUUCAGCGGGAUGGACUGGCAGCUAGUGUACUUGCAGAGGUACCCGCCUCCUCUCAUACCUCCGCGUGGGGAGGUCAACGCAGCUGAUGCCUUCGAUAUCGGCUCCUUCGAUGAGGAGGACACAAAGGGCAUCAAGCUGACGGAAGCGGACCAGGAGCUGUACAAGAACUUUCCUGUGGUGAUCUCCGAGCGCUGGCAGCAGGAGAUUGCGGAGACAGUCUUCGAUACGGUCAACCAGGAAGCGGACAAGCUGGAACAGAAAAAGAAGACCAAGAUGAAGAUGAAGUUCCAAGAUGAAAAAGAGUCAGACUGCAUCAUCCAUGGGUACAUCAAGAAGCUGGGCGGACCCUUCGCCUCGGCCUUUCAAACUCGUUACGGGAAGCUGUACCCAAACCGCUUGGAGCUUCACACGGAAUCUAGCAGUGCCAAGCCAGAGCUCAUCUUCAUGGACCAGCUGGAAGACGUGUGCUCGGACUACGUCCAGGUUAAAGGGGAGCAGUGCAUAGUGCUCAAGAUGAAGGGUGACACCAAGGUGGUGCUGACCAACCCCGACGAGAUCGGCCUCAAGGAAUGGCUCCUGUCGCUCCGGUCCACCCUAAAGGACUCCCAAGAGCUGCUGGCUUCCAUGGCCAAGAAGGCCGGCAAGAUCUACGGCACCACCGACAACCGCAACAACCUGCUGGGCUCCACCCCGAGCGGUGCGGCCACCCCGCCUGCGCGCAACGGCAACUGAGAAGCGCCGGACUGCUCGGCACUCCCCGUCUUCUCUCCCUCGUGAUCCUCAACGCGGGCACGAGUGGCGGGACUCCGUCACGCCAGGCGUGGUUGGGCCGGCGAUACUUGCACGGGCAUGGGUACGGCAGGACGUCGCAGUUGCUGGAUGGUGCUCCGGGUCGUCCGCUGCUCGUGAAGCAGCGGGUGGUGCAUCGUCGUGCGCCGCCACUGACGAGGCAACGCAGCUCUCCGCGAUCAGCGCGUACCGGUGUCGCCCGCCACUGACGACACCGACGACCCUCGUGUAAAAAAAAAAAAACAUGCUGCCGAUUCUGGCGGGAAGCCUCCACGUUUUUACCGGCUACUGCCGCGGUUGUAAUGUGCUUGCAAACGGGCCAUUGCUGGACAGUUGUGUUUAAGGAGAUACGUAAUUUUCUUCCCCUGCCAUCCGCCAUAGGGAGGCUGUGACUGCAUUUUAAGGACCAAUGGGGGGAGGGCGAAGUAAGGGCUGGGGUGAAUUACGAGACUGUUGUUGUAACGUGUCCUUUUUUUAACUUAUUAAUGUGGCAAACACGGGUGGCAAGAGAAGGUCACAGAACCCAGGGCCUCGAGUUGGGUGCUCGAGCGGAGGAGCGCGCAACUUGUAGCGACGGCACAUGCUAGUCGAUUCUGGUGCGCGAUAGAAGUGGCUUCGCCUCUGUGUGGGUGCAAUAGUGGCGGGCUGCCCCAGCAGCUGUCCUGGUUGUCCAGCGAGAUCUUCUUGAUUUUCUUCUACGGUGCACCAUUAGCAGGUGUAGUGCAAUGGCAGAGCUGUUGACACCCUCACGUCACUGCGUUUCUUAAGAAGCUUUGUGUGUGUGUUUGAUGCAUUGUGCAAUGUGCACUUUUCAUGGCAGCCACGUGACAUCUGUGUUAGUUACCCACCACACUUCCUCCCCCAGGUUUUCUUUCAUUCCUGUUCUUUCUCUGCUCCUCAAGUUUUUCCUAAUUGCCGCACGCCAAAGUGAUGGAAGCAUCAGUGGUGUCUUCACGCUUGCGUGUAAAUAUACUGACUGUACAUAGGGCGAGCGUGUAACACUCGUGUUAGCUGCAUUCGUCACCCAUCUGCACGCACACAUGAUGACGAAAGGUGCGAGAGACGGGAAUGCCAGAAAUUGAGUGUUGUACAUAGGAUGUGUGACGAGCCUUUUCGGUAAACGUUUUAUUGAGCCUCCCUUUACUCACUGUUAACGCGGACGCGAUGGCGUUGGUUCGACAGAAGUGUCCGCGGAACUCUCCCGUUGCUGGCGGUAUUUCCCGCCCCCCCAUUUGUGCACUGUCCCUUCUCUCCCACUGUCGGUUGCCCAACACUUCUUAGUGUUCUCUGCACUCGGUAUUUAGAAGGGAACACCAUUGACCGGCGGACCGCUCCACGCUUGUUAGGCACGGGUGGGGUUAGUUGCACCUGUGCCUGCUCACAACGUUUGUGAUGGCAGUGUUGAAGAGUUGUGUGCUUCUGUGGUCUUCUUUUUCGUUGGAUUUGGGCAGGCAGGGGAGAGGGAACCCAGUGGGGCGAGCGACAACAGUUGGGGGGGGUGGGGGUGUUAUUUCCAGUAUGCAGGGAGCACACUGUCUUUUGUAGGGUCACUGGGAAGUGCAAUGGGUCGGUGCACGUUUUUUCACUGCAGCUGCUUUAGGAGCCAGUUUGCACACAGCAAAGUAUACACCGUAGCCUCUGUCUAUUCUUUCCACAGUCACAAAGGAAGAAGAAACCGAGGGGCGAGGCAGCAAGAAACAGAAACGAGCAGUUGCCUUCCGCGACUGUUUUGCUGCCGACCGUGCGCCUCCGGCUUGCUUCCUUUCGGCAAAAAAACAUUAACUGUGAUAGCAACACUUAGCAGUCCAGUUUGUGCGUGUUGUGCUGCUGUUGCUGCCAUGACUCCCCCCAGAGUGUGGGACUGCGCUCCCAAGCUCGUCGUCCGGAUAGCGAAAGCGUGCACGAGGCUUUUUCAUCUUUUGCGGAAUCUGACAUGGCACCUUUCGGUCUCAAAAAAAUGCUUUGCCCUAUUCCUCCUGGCGACCUCUUUCUUUUUUUAUUUUUCUUUCGGGUUCUAAAACAUACUUUGCUCACCUUUAAUGCCUCAAAAGCGAGCCAGUAAAAUGUUUCUUUUUUCUUAAUUUCACUUUGAGAGCCCACCAGAUUGUGGGUGUUGCACAGCUACAGUUCCACUUCACAAGAGGUGGUGAAAUACUUAUAACCUAGCCUAGAUGCGUCGGACAUUUACACUCUCAUAGAGCUUCUGAUCUGCUUUUUCUUUUUGUAGUUGAUGUUUGGAAAAACUAGAGUCUUUUACUUGAUCACAAAUGCUUGCCUUGCCUGGAACAACCUUGUACACAGUAUUAGACGGCAUCAUGAACCUGCACGUGCAACUUAAACCCAUCUCUGCUUCUUGCGCUACAGUUCCGAUCCAUUCGAGGCCACACACGUUGAGCGAGCUGUGGUUUUAGUCGCGCUCAGAUGCCUUCCUAGUGCAGAAGCACUACUUAAAAUUGUGAAUAGCAGGCAGAGAUGACAUUUUAGGCGCCUAUUUUGCUUUCCACCAUAAUCUUCACUCGGAGAAGGCACUGACCAAAAAAUAAGUAAGCACUAUCGCUCAAGAAAUGUCUAAUCAUUCUCCUUAGCAAUUGUUUGAGUCGUUCAUCUGAACUCAGUUUUAUUGCCACUUCAUUCCGUUAUCAGCUUAAGACUUGAAGCCAGCCCAGUGCUGGCCUACAGAUCAAGUGGCAGACACUGUCGCAAGUGCCCCAAAGAGUGGCUAUGCUUCUCAGCUUUGUGGUUGCAUUAACUAAAAGGCAUGCGAAUUUUCCAGUGACAAAUUAAUUUUUUUCCCAGAAUAGUGUCUUGAAAGGCAACCGAUGUUAGUAUGACCCACACUCAAUUCAACGUGCUUCUCGGUGCAUCAAUUAGAAAUGUAUUUUGGUAUGUCAACUGUCUGGUUUAUGAAUGAAAUAUGCAAUGAACUGGCAGGCUUUAUAAGUAAGUGGGAAAUGGUUUAAAUGAACUUAAUGACGUGGCAGUUUUGAUGCAUAGUCUCUGUCAACAUAGCAUACUCGAGCAGACCAAGGGCUUUACAUGGUUACCAAAUGCAGCCAUGUGUUACGCUUUUUCCUCUGCACAGGUGGGGGAUGCAAAAUGUGCAAUGUUUCAUCUCGGAGCAUCUGAAGGAGAAAGGAAGCAAGGUGACAGCUAAGCAGCCGAGAAGUAGCUCCACAGAAUAGGCACUUGUGCUUUUUUUUGUUCCAAAAGCAACUUUGCCAGCAACACUUUAACCACAUAAGCCAACAUUCUGGAUGCAUAUCACGCUUGCACGAUAUAAGUGCACCAGUUUAGUUCUGGAAAAAGCGAAUGAAUAUGCAUGAAAACUUUCUGAAAUUCUGUAUAAUUCAAGAUGCCAUUUCGUGGAGAACAAAACGCUUUUUCAAGGCAAUCGACUCUGGCACCAACGUGAACAUUCCCAGUCAGUUCGUCCCAUUUCGUAUGAAGUUCCUUUCUGUUCAAAUUUUAGUGGCGUUUGGACAGUCCUGAACAUCCUUGAUGUUUGAAGUUAUGCCCGAAGAGUUUCGGGGGAAACUCAGUCACAAGUAAUGUGAUGAGGACAAAAAAGAACCCAAGCAAAGUCUGAUGAGUGAUACCAUUUCAUAGACUGUGUACGGGAUACUAAGUGUAGCUGGUAAUCGUGGAGCAUGUCGAGAAGUAGGACGUAGCGCACGCUUUGUCGCGGUCACUUGGCUCUCGUAAAAGUGACGAGUGGUUGCUUAACUAAGAGCCUGUGGUAUCAGAUGUAAAAGACACGAAAUGCACGCACAAGUCUCUCUUCACCAUGUGUAUACAAAUGUUCAAUGUUCUUUUCUUCGGGAUGCGUUCCUGAUGGUAUGAUGUCGGUUUUCCGAGGUGUUGAUUCUGGGAGCUUGGCUCAAUGAGUUGUGUACCGUGGCUCUCACUCCCUUUUUUAGCUCCAACUUUACUCUGCAGAGCGUCGAACAGAAAUGAGGAAACAAAAAAAUUUGAGCUUCCACUUGUCGCCUUCUCAUCUCGCUGCACCGAUAAAAUGUAGCGCUAAAGUCCGUGGCUGGGGGGAGGGUGGUGUCUGUGUAUAAAAAACAUGCCAUUCCUAAGGUUAUGCAGCACUGUCUGGUCUGUUUCCUCUGUAGCUGGUGAAGUUUUUUUUUCUUCUGUGUUCCCUUCUAUUUGUUGUGCCAUGUGUCGAAAUGGGGGAGUGGGGUGUGUGUUGAUACAAUGUGCGAGUGGCUCACUUUUUGCCCUUUGUCCAAGUCGGUGAUGAACCAGCUCGGAUUCCCGGUGACAUGACGUUUUGUGGCCAUAAACUCAUUUAUGCAAUCUCACCGUUUUACUCUGCAGCCACACUUCAUUACAGCGCGUUGCCCGUCGUUCUGCCACAUGCGAGAGAUUAACUAAUCGAGCCCGUUGUGUUGUUUGCUUGACUCGCUGGAUGUUGGUUAGGUCAUUUUGUUGUACCUGAACCUUAAAAAACACGUGCAGGCAUGUGUGCGUCGGUGUGUACAUAAAGUGAUGUAUUACUGUGACAGUCAUGUACAUAAGCACAUCUGGGUAUAACUCAUCCCCUCAUUUAUGGUCAUUUUCUCCCUCACCCAUUAUCUCUCUAGCUCGCCUCUGUGGUUCCGUGAAUGUUCUCUUAUUGUUUUUAUACUGAUUUGGCAUACAUUCUGUUGUGUUGUCUGUGCACUGCAAUGAUGUCCACUGGAAGCAAUUUACUGGUUUCGUUUUUUUUUUUUUCUUUCUGGCAAUGUGGCACUUUAUCAAAGAAGAGAUUUUGUGCAGGUAGAACCUCUUAUUUUCUGAAGGUGUGGUCAUCUUCACUGAGGCUUUUUGUUCUUCGAUAGUUUAGCGUCUUUUGCACCUCAGAUUAGUGUACGCAGCUUCUAAUGUGCAUGGCUCCUAAACAUGUGUCUUAUGUUACCUUGGCGCUGCUUUACAUUCUGCAGCCUUACUAUUUAUAAGCAAGACAGCGGCGGACAUUUGCAUGCCUCUCAAGCAGGACCUUAAUACAACAUGAUCCCGAGUUUAACGUUGAUGUGGAUACCCUGUGAAUUUAAAGCAUGUUGAUCAAUGAUAAAAAGGAACAGCAGCUAAAGGGCUAAGCAUCUGACCAUCCAAAGAAAUCUUGAGCAACCAGUGUUAGUGAAUUGAGGAUUGUACAUUCAGGCACUGCAGAUCGGUAUAACUUAGUUCCCACUCACUUCAAACGGAAUAUAGUGCUCCUAGAGGAGCAUAGAGUAAUGAGGAUUCCUGCGUUCCAAGAGAGAUCGAGUCUUGGUUAGUGGAUGUGUCACCGAAUUACUUGUUUCCUUCAGACUUGUUACUUGGCAUCGAUGAUAACCGCUCAUUAUGUUCAAGCUGCUGAUUUCAUGAAUCCUCUGGAAAUGCUGAUGUUGCAUAUCGCUCGUGCCUCAUGCACGGCCACCUUCAUCGAGUUCUGUCUUGACGCACAUUCAGGUGUCUCUGCAAUUUGCAGCCACUGCGGGGCAUUCAUACUUGAGCCAUCUAGGUGAAGUUCGGUCCCCACUUAUGUUGGUGGGACCAUCUCCCCAAACUGCUUUUUUUCUUUCCGGGCAUUUUUCAAGCUUUUCCGGCAUUCCAGAUAUUCUUGAAAAGUCUUCCAAAAAAUAAGUCGAUGGUUCUGAUUCAAGUUAAAUAUUAGAUACUUAUGAUACUGUAGCAUUGUCUCACUUAAAGUGACCAAUCAGCUGUCGGAGUAAUCAUUGAACGUCAGGUUCAUCGAUAGAUUAUGAGCAGCUGCAGCACCCAGUGCAACAGAUAUAAGUUGCCUCCGAGAUUUGCUCCAGCAGGGCACAAGACAUGUAUGCUAAGAGGAAUACAUAAGAGCACAUAAGUGCCGACAUGCCAGUGCCACUACCAGACGCCCAAGUGAAGGACUAGGUUGGCGUCCUGAAUUCUUUCUUUUCUUUGCUUUCUUAUGGACCAACGCGCACACUUAUUUAAGCAUCUCCUGGUAGCGUUGCAUGGCUAUUGCUGACCCUAGUCAGGCGUACAGGCACUAUCACCGCAGAAACAUUUGUAGCCAUUACACCUUAGAUUGAUUCUUUAUUUUUGAGGGUUUUCGACAACCUCUGCAAUGUUAGACUGCAAGAUGUUCUGCUUAACUUGUUGAGACCCAGAGUCAGUCCAGGGCCGUAAUAGCGUCUCAUGUUGUUUCAUAUUAUCGUUUGAUGUCUUAUCAGCAUGAAGAAUCUAUUUCUAAACGAAUAGAUGAUGAACUCUUUGCAUCCACGUGAUGGUUUCCUCACCUUCUCUGUAAAGAACGGUUUUUUAGAACUCGACCAAUGCAAGUAGCUUGAGCGAUUGUUAGUGAUAUGAAAAGGUGGCACAUUUCAGUCCAAAGAAUGGAAAAUUAGUUACCGGAAUGCCAAUACAGCCUAGUUCAAUUGAUGCGGAGUGUAGGUUGCAUUUACAAAAGUACAUUACUUAUUCUGCUGGUGUAUCAAGUAAGUGUUGUACUUGCACUGCGUCAUCCAGUUUAAUGCGACCCAGACGGCACAUCAAUAUUACAAGCAUGAUGCAAAGUCAGCUAUGUGUAAUACUGUUAUUGAAAGUGGAUAUGUUGCUUCUGCCGCUGUUUAUUGCUCCAUGGCUUCCGUCUUGACGGUGCACAACUUGGAAACGACCUUCUGCAUGCCACCAGUAAAGUCUUUAUUGUGCAGAGCCCAAUAUCUUGGAAGUGUUGAAUGUCCACGAGCAGUGGCAGAAUCAGGCAGGUGCAAUAUUUUGGGCUUGACAGAGGACACUGAAUCAGUCAUUGCGUUGUGCCGAACGGGCUUAAGCAUCCUUCAAGAAUAUGCAUUAGGGGAGAGAUGCCAGCAGACUCCCUCCCACAUCUGUUAUCAAGAUUUCAGCCCAACAUUUCCCGACUUGCAAAAGUGGCCUGCGACAAUUAAAAUGCGACCAGCGUACAUUGCACAUUACGGGGCUGCCUUGUUUCUAUGUGCGUAGCUGCUGUCAUCUUACAAGGGCAGAGCGCAUUAGCUGCUGCUCCCAUCUGUGUGCCCUUGCUUUCCCGAGAAGUACAAGACGAAUGCACUCACUCUUUGCGAAGCUGUCCAGUUAGACUGUACGCGUCGUUGAGUUUUCUGCGUACCUACACUUCCUUUGUGGCUGCUGGAGUGAACGCAUGCAUGAUAGGUAUGCCGGAGUGAAAAGUGCAUAUGUGCUCUGAUCUAAUGUUCAAAGUGUCUCACUGCAAUAGAACUUUCUAAAAUGAUGUCAAAACGACGCUGCAAGAUCUGUGGUGGGACGUCUUCUUGGGAUCUCGUAGGCCAUUUUCCCGGUUAAAAUGAACGGCGGGGCUGGUUGGCGCUCUGCUCGCUUUAACAAUAUUUUUUUGCCUUUUUACUCAAGGGCAGGUAGGAGAGAACACUUGUAUUAUCAUCUGCUGCCUUUUUUUGUACAUGUGUACCACACAUGCGUGCGAGGAGAACAAGGCCUGGUGACGACGAAUUGUUCGUUUGCGCACCCUCGUCUUCUCGAUUGUGGAUGUCGUGCGCUCAUCCACGAAAUCUAGUCUGGCCUCUCUUUUGUAGCCCUUUUUUUUUUUUGGAGACAGUUUUUUAGGCAAGCUAGGAAGAUGAACCAACCUUUACGUGUCGUGUACAGAAAGAGAAAAGAAAAAAAUAAGCUACAAAAUAUACUGUAGAGCUGUGUGGCUGCUGUAUUUAUAUAUCCCUGCAUUGUUUUUAAUUGCAACCCUUGUAUUGUUUCUGCAGCAUACUUUUCUUGGUUGUGCCCCAAAGUAUAGCUGUUAUAGGUUGUUUUUAUGUUAUUUUUAUUUUUUAGGAAAUGUAGAUACUUGAAUAAAAGACACCCAGAAAGGAAAAAAAUAUGUCCUCCUCUUCACCUGACUGCUCUUAAUUGUUCACUAAAUGCGGAAGUUGUGCUACCAAGAUUACAGCAUUAAACAACACUGUGAAACAAGUAGUAUUGAAGGCUUUCUCUGCAAGAAAACAAAUGGCUUUUUGUUAAAGACGAGCGAGUAAUAAAGAUGAUCGUGGUGCUGA
Rhipicephalus microplus (southern cattle tick) is the source of this 10377-nucleotide messenger RNA. RefSeq names its product G protein-coupled receptor kinase 1 (gene Gprk1). Gene Ontology annotation, molecular function: ATP binding; G protein-coupled receptor kinase activity; G protein-coupled receptor binding. Gene Ontology annotation, biological process: regulation of signal transduction; protein phosphorylation; G protein-coupled receptor signaling pathway. NCBI's taxonomy places the organism in Eukaryota, Metazoa, Arthropoda, Arachnida, Ixodida, Ixodidae. The record is from RefSeq and is a predicted model, not a curated record.